Molecule: messenger RNA, 2454 nt
Organism: Pseudocercospora fijiensis CIRAD86
Lineage: Eukaryota; Fungi; Ascomycota; Dothideomycetes; Mycosphaerellales; Mycosphaerellaceae
Exons: 1
Coding region: 1-2454 (817 amino acids)
Biological process (GO): rRNA processing
Cellular component (GO): nucleus
Molecular function (GO): RNA helicase activity; ATP binding; nucleic acid binding
Source: RefSeq, a predicted model, not a curated record
AUGGCACCUCAGAUCUCGGGACGGACGAGGCUGCGGCCGACCAAGAAGGCGAAGAAGCAACAGAAUGACCAUCGUGGGCAAAAGAGAAAGCGAGAAGAGGUGGAGGUGGAAAAGCUGGAACAACUGGUGCGAGAGCUCGACGUCCAUUCCACGAAAUACUCCUCCUUCACCGAGCUGCCUCUCUCCGAGCCGACGAAGGCUGGGUUGAAGAAGGCACAUUUCAGCAGUCUUACAGACAUCCAAGCCAAGGCCAUACCUCUGGCUUUGAAAGGGAAAGACAUUCUGGGAGCCGCAAAGACGGGCAGCGGCAAGACCUUGGCUUUCCUCAUACCAAUCCUCGAGAACUUAUACCGCGCGCAGUGUAUUGGCGGGGAUGCUGGGCUGGGCGCAUUGAUCGUCACGCCGACUAGAGAACUCGCCAUCCAAAUAUUUGACGUUCUGCGACUGGUUGGCGGGCAUGGACACUUCUUCGCUGCAGGCUUGGUCAUUGGAGGCAAGCAUUUGCGGGAAGAACAGGAUGCGCUGCCGAGAAUGAAUAUCGUCGUGUGUACACCAGGACGAAUACUGCAGCAUCUUUCGGAGACGCCCACGUUCAAUGUCGACGGCCUGCACAUGCUGGUUUUGGACGAGGCAGAUCGCGUGCUGGACAUGGGCUUCAAGCAGACUCUGGACGCCAUCAUUGAGUACCUGCCCAAGCAGCGGCAGACAUUGCUCUUCAGUGCCACUCAAAGCAAGCGAGUCUCGGAUCUGGCGCGACUGUCCUUGCAAGAUCCAGAGUACAUUGCUGUUCAUGAAACCGCCCAGGCAGCAACACCCAAAGGUCUGCAGCAGAACUAUGUCAUCACGCCUCUACCGGAAAAGCUUGAUGCUUUAUGGUCCUUCAUCCAAUCUGCGAAGAAGUCAAAGAUUGUCGUAUUCUUCUCCACCACAAAACAGGUUCGCUUCGUGUACGAGUCUUUCCGCCACAUGCAGCCUGGUAUUCCACUGCUGCAGCUUUUCGGCCGCAAGAAGCAGACGGCGCGACUAGAGACCACUGAGAAAUUCUCCAAGGCCAAGUACAGCUGUCUAUUCACUACAGACGUUGUUGCGCGUGGUAUUGAUUUUCCUGCUGUCGAUUGGGUCGUGCAAGUCGACUGUCCAGAGGAUGCUGACACAUAUAUCCAUCGUGUGGGAAGAACUGCUCGCUACGAACGAGAGGGUCGAGCGGUCAUGUUUCUAGACCCUAGUGAGGAGGAGGGCAUGCUUACGAGACUAGAGCAGAAGAAAGUGCCAAUCGAGCGCAUCAAUAUUCGCAACAAAAAGAAGAGCAGUAUCAAGAACCAGCUUCAGAAACAAUGUUUCGAAGAUGUGCAGUUGAAGGAGCUGGGGCGCAAAGCAUUCAUCAGCUACGUAAAAGCAUUGCACUAUCAAAAAGACAAGGAAAUAUUCAAUCUCGAAAAGUACAAGCUGGAGGAGUUCGCGUCAAGCAUGGGUCUGCCAGGAGCACCAAGAAUCAAAUAUCUCAAGGCCGAUGCGGAAGAAGCCAGGCGGAAGAAGAACUUGUCUAGGAAGGCGAUGUUAUCGGACGAGGAUUCUGAAGACGAGGAUGACGACGAAGAUGGCGAUACGAAAGCUAAGAGGAAAGAUAAAGUGCGAACCAAAUACGACCGCAUGUUUGAGCGCCAGAAUCAAGACAUUCUUGCCGAUCACAAUCGCAAGAUCAUCAAAGACGACGGAGAUCUCAAUCGACUGGAUGGCGAGCAGGCUUCUGAUGAAGACCUCUUCGACGUCAAACGCCGCAUCCCCGCCGACCCAACCUCAGACUUGGAGAUGGACUCGGAAGGAGAAAUGCCACUGGACGCGAAAGUCGCACAAGACGCAGGCACCAAGACCGUUACCAUCCCAGGUGCCAAGAAUCCCCUCAUCAUUGACUCCAACCGUCGAGAAAAGCUCCUCAAAUCCAAAAAGAAGCUCGCGAAACUCAAAGACAAAGGCUCAAAACUGGUCUUCGACGACGAUGGCAACGCUCACGAAAUUUACGAACUUGAAGACGAAAAUGACUUCCGCGCCCGCGGCGAGGCUGAGGAGCAGAGGAAGAAAUUCUUGGAGGAGGAAGCGAAGAGAACACAACAGGCUGAUUUGGAGGAUAAGGUUUUGGCUAAGGAGAAGAGGAGAGCUAAACGAGAGAAGAGGAAGGAGAGGGAGCGAGCCGAGGAGAUGGGCAGUAAGGAUGAGGAAGAUGAGGACGACGGAGGAGCUCAAUUGGGAGGCGCGGCCAGGAGUGCAUUUGAUGACUUUUUGCAGGAUGCUGGCAGCGUUCGUGGGCCUGAAGACGAGGAGAGUGAGGAGGAAGAGCAGCCCAGGAAGAAGGCGAAGUGGUUUCAGCAAGAUGGAAAGAGGAGACGUGAGGCUGAAAACAAAGAGAUCGAGACGUUUGAUGAUCUUGAGGCUGAGGCUGCGAAGUUACUUGGCUGA